This is a messenger RNA of Mercenaria mercenaria, 789 nucleotides long. RefSeq names its product interferon-inducible GTPase 1-like. Gene Ontology annotation, cellular component: endoplasmic reticulum membrane. NCBI's taxonomy places the organism in Eukaryota, Metazoa, Mollusca, Bivalvia, Venerida, Veneridae. The record is from RefSeq and is a predicted model, not a curated record. Gene Ontology annotation, biological process: cellular response to interferon-beta; defense response. Gene Ontology annotation, molecular function: GTP binding; GTPase activity. The transcript has a single exon. Bases 1 to 789 code for a protein of 262 amino acids.
AUGGCCAUGAUGUCCCUCUUGUUUUCUAAAUGGAUGUAUAUGACUUUGGAGCUAAAAUCUUUCUUUCAGGAUAUGGGUAACGGAAAGCUGUCAAAAGAAGUAAAUGACAUACAUGGUAAACAUUUUCCAGAUAUUAGCGAUGUAAAAGUGAAGUUUCAAAAAGAACCAAAAGGAAGAUGUCUUAAUGCAUUUAAUGUUGCUGUGGUUGGUGAGGCGGGUGCUGGAAAGUCUUGCUUCAUCAAUGCAUUCCGAAAUGUAAAAAGGGGAGAUAAAUCGUACGCGGAAGAAGAUGUUGUAGAAACUACUAAAGAACCAACACCGUAUCAGCAUCCACACUAUCGAAAUCUUAUUCUUUGGGACCUACCGGGUGUUGGAACAAAGUCAUUUCCAAAAGAGAAGUAUAAAGAAAGGGUUUUAAUGUACACAGACUACGACUUCUUUCUGAUAUUGUCCUCUCAAAGAGUCACUGAAAACGAUCAAUGGCUAACACAAACUCUUAACAAAGAAGGGAAAAGCUUUUUCUUCAUUCGUACGCAAGUGGACAUAGAUGUUAUCAAAAGAAACGAUUUGCAUGGAGAUGAAGUGGUAGAAAAGGUGAGAAUGGACUGUCUUCAGAAACUUUCUUUAAACGACCAAAAUAAUGGAAACCAUUUGCUGUUCUUGAUAAACAAUAAAAACACAGAUGUGUAUGACUUUGAAAAGUUAGAACUGUCUUUAGUCAAGAAAAUGGCGGAAAACCUUUCUUUCAUGUGUUAUACAUGUUCGUCUGAAAACAUUUUGUCCGAAUAG